Messenger RNA from Psylliodes chrysocephalus, 2564 nucleotides. The record is from the annotation of a GenBank genome assembly. Lineage: Eukaryota; Metazoa; Arthropoda; Insecta; Coleoptera; Chrysomelidae.
CUAUAAAUUAUUCCAAAAAUAUUUUCCUAUGUUUAUCCCACCCAACAUGCAAUUUUAAAGUAAAAUUCUUUAAAAUGAGAGAAAUCUGUAAAUUUAUAUUAUGCAAACGAGAAUUUAUUAUUUUCUUUUCUACGCCCCUUUAUGACAGUACGUCACUGGUAGACCGGAAACACUUGUCGCCAUAUUCGUCUAGUUCACUGUCAAAAUUAGACACCUUCGCGAUUCCAAGGUCGUUUAAUUGCACUCAUGGCAGACCGAUCCCGCUUUGUCCUUACACAUGUCUAUCUAUACUUAUCAUAUCAAUGAUGAAACCACAUGGUUACUGUCACUGUCAAGUGUGAUUGACAAGUAACAUAACCUCAGAAACAAAUGUGUGAAAUAAAACAAAUGUGCAAAAUAAAUUAAAUUGUUCAAAAUGCAAGUUUCCGAUCCAAAUAAUGUUAAAAUAUAUAAUUUAAGUGCAGGAAAAUCUUUACCAGAGUGGUUGUCUGAAAGAAAACGUCGUGCCUUAUUGAAGAAAAAUGUGGAUAUCAGAAGACGUAUUGAGCUUAUUCAAGAUUUUGAUAUGCCAGCGCUUAGUUCAACAGUAAAGGUUUCAAAAGAUGGCAAUUAUGUUUUAGCAACUGGUACUUAUAAACCAAGAGUAAAGUGUUUUGAUGUCAAUAAUCUAUCUUUAAAAUUUGAACGAUGUUUUGAUUCUGAAGCUGUAACUUUUGAAGUACUCAGUGAUGAUUAUAGCAAAUUGGUGUUUCUACAGUGCGAUAGAUAUAUAGAAUUUCAUGCAGCUUAUGGUAGAUAUUAUAGAUUGCGAAUACCAAAAUUUGGUAGGGAUUUGCAAUAUGAUUAUUCCAGCUGUGAUAUUUUUGUUGUCGGAGCUUCUCCAGAUGUGUAUAGGUUAAAUUUAGAAAGGGGACAGUUUAUGACUCCUUAUACAAGCACAGCUUCAUCCAUAAAUAAAUGUACAAUCAAUCCAGUACACAAUUUAUUGUUAUGUGGUACACAAGAAGGUAAAGUUGAAGCAUGGGAUCAAAGAAGCAAAAGUAUGGUCGGUAGUUUAGAUUGUGCAUUUACUUGCAUGAAUGAAAAUAAAGAUUUGGAAGGGUUUCCUUCAGUAACAUCCUUAAAAUUUAAUGGUGGUUUACAAUUAGGAGUUGGUACAGCUACUGGACAAAUAUUACUGUAUGACAUAAGAUCCAAUAAACCAUUUUACAUUAAAGAUCAUAUGUAUGGUUUACCUAUCAAGGAUGUUCAUUUUCAUUAUCAACAAGACUUGGUGUUUUCACUCGAUAGUACAGUAUUGAAAAUUUGGGAAAAAAAUAAUGGAAAAUUAUAUACUUCGAUAGAAGCCAAUAUUGAAUUCAAUAAUCUUUGCACAGUUCCAAAUACGGGUCUUUUCUUUUUGGCAAAUGAAAAUCCAAAAAUUCAAACUUAUUACAUCCCUAGUUUGGGCCCAGCACCAAAAUGGGCCAGCUUUUUGGACUCUUUGACAGAAGAAUUAGAAGAAAAUAUAAGAGAAAAUGUUUAUGAUGAUUAUAAAUUUGUUACAAAACAAGAAUUGGAGAAUUUGGGCUUAGAUCAUUUGAUUGGAACCAAUUUGAUGCGGGCCUACAUGCAUGGGUACUUUAUGGACAUUCGUUUAUAUAAAAAAGCUAAAUCAGUAGCUAAUCCAUUUGAGUUUGAAGAAUAUAGAAAGAAAAAAAUAAGAGAAACAAUAGAAAAAGGUCGUGAAAACAGAGUACAAGUCACAAAACUUCCUAAAGUUAACAAAGAUCUAGCUCUUAAAUUGAUGAAUGAUGAACAGAACAGUAAGAAAAAUAAAGUAGCUGCAACUACAAUUCUCAAUGAUAACAGAUUUAAAGCUUUGUUUGAAAAUCCUGAUUUUGAAGUUGAUAAGAAUACUGAUGAGUUUAGAUUGUUAAAUCCAGUUUUAUCACGUUUGGAUAACUCCAAAAUGAAGCAGAUGAAGCAGAAAUUAGUGGCUCAAGAAUUUGAACCAGUAGAUGAGGAAAUGGAAGGUAAAAACAGUUCUGAAGAAUCUGAAGAUGAUUUGGAAGAAGGCAAUGAAGAGAGUUCAGAUGAUGAACACACUUGGACUAAAGAAGUGAAAAAACAACAUAAGAUCAUUCAGAGAGAACACAGACAGAAAGAAUGGGAGGAAGAAAAGAGAGCACGUGAAGAGGAAAUGUUGAAACAGCCCAAAUUGUAUGAAUUGAGACAUGGAGAAGAAUUCAAAGGACUAAAUAGUCUUAAGAAGAAACUAAACAAAGCUUCGCUCAGUGAGAGAUUGAGCAAUGAAGACACGUCAGUUCGAUUACUGGGAUCUGUGGGUAAUAGAGAAAUGACUUUCUCAACUCGGAAGAAGAAAAACUUUUCGUUGGAGGAGAAGAAUAGAAGACAUAGAGAAGAAAGGAAACGUUUAGUGAGACCUGUGCAUGGCAUCAAGUCGAAGUUUAAAUCAAAAUUUGGUGGAAAUCGUCGUUGAUAAAAAUUGAUAACUAUUAUUAAGUUUAAAAUUUAUUUUUUAAGAAUAUAUGUAUUAUAAUAAAUAAAAAUAAAAGUAUAAA